Messenger RNA from Protopolystoma xenopodis, 1383 nucleotides. Lineage: Eukaryota; Metazoa; Platyhelminthes; Monogenea; Polystomatidea; Polystomatidae. The record is from the annotation of a GenBank genome assembly.
AUGUCUUCUGUAACUGUUGAGUGCCCUUUACAUGAGUCACGAUUGCACAUUAAUACACAAUCACCUUUAUGUACUUCUCCGCCUUUAUCCCCACAAAGAGAUAAGGCGACUGAAAUUCCCUCUUCCGACCAUCGUAAGGUCACAGUUCGUAAGCCAGGGACUCCAUUAAAUUAUGGCUUAUCCACUUCAACAAAGUGGCGCCUUUUUCCGUUUUCAAAGACACGUGCUGUCAUUUGUUCUUCUGAUAUGACUCCAGGCCGCUACGUUAAACUUUCUCUUGAUGCCGAUGAUAUUGGCCCCAGCACUGACAUGUUCGUUAAAGCCGCCUGUCAGAAAUCUUAUCAGAGGCCAAUAAGCCAUCUUUCUGGCUACCCAUCCCUGCAGCUAAGGACUCAGAAGGAAAUUUUGUCGAAAGUAUCCAACACUGACUUAUUAUUUCCCCACGAAGCAAGAGAUCUUGAUGCAAACGGCGAAUUAAAUUCUUCAAUCUAUGAGUCAGUGUAUUGUUCGAAAUCCCAAGUCCCAGAAUUUGCAAACACUAAUUACGGGUUAGAUCUAAACAGAUCCAUUAUUUAUCCCUUAAUCAAUCAGGAAGAUGGCGACCAAAGCGAACGAUUCAUAUCCGCUUGUAAACAAAUUUCUCAUGAGUCACUUCACUCUCAAGAUAGAAACCGGAGCCAAUUGAAGCUUCGGCGCAAUGGAACUUUCUUCUCAGGCACCUCUUUUAUUCCUACUAAGAAUAGCCAUAUUUCUCCAACCGAUUCUGCAUCCGCUCUGAUAAAUUGCUCAUCUAUCGGCAUUGGGUCCUCUGUUCUUACACAUUCGAAUACAUAUUCUAGUUGCAUACAUGCCAGAUCUUCGGAUCUCAAAUCUCGAAGCCAUUGUGUCAUGGGUUUGGACAUCCUCCCUCACUCUAACACUGCACCAGUAUCCCCAAUUAAUUGGGAGCCUGAGUACACGUGGAAACUGCAGACGCCUUGUAUUUCGGAUUCCAUUUCAUCUGAGCUAAAAAACGACGACUCUUGUGAAUUCUUAUCACAUGCUACGGACGACUCUGAUACUGAUGAUCUCCACAGGAGUCUCUCUACCGAUAUGGCAUUUAUUGAUAUUAAGCAUUAUUUCCUGAUUUCACAUCUAAAUUUUAUACGACCUAUUGAGAAAGAGUUGAACUUCUCUCUCACUCGUCUAAUUGAAGUUUACGCCACCGGAUGGAUUGCCGUCACUCAUAUAUCUACAUCGGAACUCACAUCUCUUCAUUAUAUCAAACACGAACCAUUGACUCUUCGGCAUGAGUCACAGCAACCUUUUGCAGCCGUUUACACUUCCUGCCUACCUCCGCUUUCUGCCUCAAAUGAAUCAUCGAUCUGCGAUUUAAAAGUCUGA